AUGCUUUCAAAUGGCAAGAGGCCUUCAGAAAUCAAAACCAGUGAGAAAAAAUGCUUCAAUUGUUUGAAGCAUGGUCAUAUAGUUGAACAAUGCCCACAAAGGACGCGUGGAAAGCGAAUCCAUGAGGACCAAGAACGAAAGGAGAUCCUAGCAGAAGAUGGGAUUUCAAGCACCAUCAAAAAAGCGCGGAGCAUGGGAGUACGAGAAGUGACACCAUUGGUUGGAAGGAGGUCACGAUGGGCAAGGAUUUCACAGACCCGUGUACCCGCUUUGCUGGAUACAGGUUCAAUGAUAAGCAUAAUACCUGUAGGAGUGGAGGAUUGGCUAGAGCAAAAGACAGAGGUUUACGAUGUAGAUAGCCUUGAGUCAUUAAACCGGAGACGGUGUGCAAGUAUAUGA
Molecule: messenger RNA, 399 nt
Organism: Cooperia oncophora
Lineage: Eukaryota; Metazoa; Nematoda; Chromadorea; Rhabditida; Trichostrongylidae
Source: the annotation of a GenBank genome assembly